GUUUACAGCCCGGCUCGUCACUGCUGGGAGCCGUGACGUCACCGCGCGCCGGACAAACUUCAGUGGUGGUGGUGGCGGCGGCCGCUUUCGCGUACUCGGCGGCGCUGCAUAACGCGCUCCGUCGCGGCUUUUGUGAGGCGUUUUGUCGUCGUCGUCGUUGUGCGGCAAGAUUGCGGAUUUAACGACAGAUUAAACAGGAGGGAGCCUCGCUGCGCCGCCGUACCGAGAGACGGAAGCGGAAGGCGCAAGCCGAGCCUGAGGCCUUCCCCUGUGCCCGCUCGGAGCGAGGCGGCGCCUCCUCCUCCUCGUCGUCCGGCGGGUCGCGCUCCGCGUUCGCUUUGCGUGGACUUGCAAAGCCAUGAGCGUGGAGCUGCCUGUCCUCUACCGCCUCUGCUUGUUGCUCGUUGCAAGCGUGGGCCGACGGAGCCGCUUCGCGUCUUGAGGCGAGAGUGUGGAGCGGUGACGUCCGGUUGCGAUUACUAAUGCUUUUGGGGCCCCGGUGAAGUGGAGAAAAGCGAUGUAUCCCACUUCUCUCAACAAUAACCCUCACAAUCAGAGGUUUGCAUCCAGCACGCAGCCAGGCAACCACCUCUUGCAGCGACCAGCCACAAGAUUUAUCUACAACAACGUCAAUUACAAUGACAGAGCUCAUCCCCAGAACCACAUCUUCCCCAAUGGGACCGGCAAUCCCAGCCCUUUCAUCAAAGUGGUGGGCGCUGCGCCAGGCAUCUUACCGUCAGCAGCCACUGUGAGCAUGGUAAACGGUGAGCGUGCUGUGCCUGGCAUGAGCGCUGUUCAGAACAUGCACAUGGGCCAGAGGACGGCGAUGGUCCCUGUGAGGUUUCCUGCGACUCCCCUCUAUGGCUCCAGGGUUCUGGAGUCACCCAGGAUCAACCGCAAGCGUGUUCACGAUGAUUCGACCAACUUUGAGGGGAAGAAGCCGUGUGUUCAGCCCACAAACAGUGCGCACACCUCUGCAAACGACCUCGCCAGGCGGGUCCUGCCCUUGCCCACUCUCUCGCCCGCUCUCCUACAUCUGAAGGCGUCCAGCGAAACGUCUACCCGGAGCGUGCCUGACGAGCUAAGCCAGCAAAUCCUAGACCUGUACCAAAACUGCCAACAGCAGGCAAGGCUUUUCCAGCAGAAGGACCAGCUGCGUGAGAGCUUGCAGUGUGAGAUUCGGAAAUUGUUCCCCUAUUGCAAUAUCUUCUUAGUUGGGUCCACAGUCAAUGGUUUUGGGAGCAGAACCAGUGAUGGGGACCUUUGCCUCGUACUCAGAGAACAACAGAUAAACCAACGGACAGAAGCUCUGCAGCUCCUCCAGCAAGUGCUAAGAAUCAUGUGGAGGCUGCCGUAUAUGGAAAAAAUGCAACUGAUCCGUGCAAAGGUUCCAAUUGUGAAGUUCAGGGACAAGACAAGUAGGGUGGAGUUUGACCUCAAUGCCAACAACAUUAUUGGAAUCAGAAACACAUUCUUGCUUCAGGCCUAUUCGAAAGUCGACCAGCGAGUGAAGCCGCUAAUCCUGGUCAUCAAGCAAUGGGCAAUGCAGAGGAGCAUCAACGAUGCCAGCCAGGGCACCCUGAGUAGCUACAGCCUCGUGCUUAUGGUGCUGCACUUCCUGCAGACUCUUCCAGAGCCAGUAGUGCCCUGUCUGCAAAAAGAAUACCCGGGCCUCUUCAACUCAAGGCUCCAAAUCUGGCAGAUACCAAUCAGUGCCAACAGCGUGCCGACCUUCACUUCAAAAAGCAAACUCACCCUGGGCGAGCUCCUGCUUGGCUUCUUCAAGUACUACACCACCACGUUUGAUUGGGAGCACUCGAUCAUUUCGCUGAGGGAAGGCAGGAUCAUCAGCAGAACCCUGGAUGAUGAGUGGAGAAACAAGUACAUUUGCAUUGAAGAACCUUUUGACCAGAGCAACACUGCCAGGGCCGUGUAUGAGAAAUGUCGAUUUGACAAGAUAAAGGAAGAAUUCAGGAAGGCAUCGACGUUGCUCGAAGACGGCAAGAAUAUUGACAAAAUUCUGCUGGCGAGCUAAUAGCAGAACGUUGACAAUGGAGGUCUCGGCGUGCAGCAGGACACUCUUACACUGUUCUUGGGUCAAGAGGAAGCUGCCAGCCCACAAUAAUGACUGAUGAGGCAUUGCACACCUGAUAACUUUCUGCCGAGUUAAUCUCUCAUGAUCAUUUUAUUUAAAUUCUGCUCUUUAUACCAGAUCGACAUUAUACGCAGGCUUUAUUUUCUGAUAUUCUUAGACUUGAAAAGUUGUUUUCGGUUAACAUUUUGUAUUGUACAUAAAUAAAUGGUGCAUUGUUUGUACAUAUUUUAUAUACCAUUCAGCAGCAUUGAAUUGGUAAGUCUAUGCUCAUAUGACUUUUGUGUGCAAAAAGUGAUGUCAGCUGUAUGAGGUAUGAUUGGGAAAAUUUCCAGUAGUUUUUUUCUUGAUGUCUUGAUAUCUUGUUUAAUAAAACAUAAACAUCUAAAUACGGCGCAAAUAUAUUCACAAAAAGGAGCAUUUGUUUUUGUAUUAAUAUAUUGGACAGCGCUGAUUGCAAAUGUAAAUAAUGUCAAUUUGAGAGAUUCCUUGUUUUAAAAUGAGCAGAGGUGUUUUAUUUCAAGUUUAAGUUUUACUUUGUAAUGCUAUAAAACAUUUUAAUCCUGCAGAUAUAAAUAAACAAUUACCAGGAAAUUAAGGCAAUGCCAUAUUACACCGUACAGUAUGAUGUAUGUUUUAACUUUAUAGUUUCCAAGACUCCCUUUGACAGAUGUCUUGCGUAAAAACUUUUACAAAUGAUAGUAAAUUUAAAAGACACCCAACUCGUGAUCAUUUAUUUUUUUAAAUAAAAACGUCAACACUCUA
Petromyzon marinus (sea lamprey) is the source of this 2857-nucleotide messenger RNA. It is a transcript of the gene TENT2, whose product is annotated as terminal nucleotidyltransferase 2. Gene Ontology annotation, molecular function: poly(A) RNA polymerase activity. The record is from RefSeq and is a predicted model, not a curated record. Gene Ontology annotation, biological process: RNA 3'-end processing. Lineage: Eukaryota; Metazoa; Chordata; Hyperoartia; Petromyzontiformes; Petromyzontidae.